UUCGUAGCACACAGCUUACUCUGCUGGACAACAACAACAACAACAAGCACAACUUGUUGCGUACAUACACACACACAUAUAUACAUAUAAGCGAGCGCUGUGUGUGUGCGUGUGACCUUUGUCGGCGUUUCUCUUUUCCCCUCGAGCAUUUUUUGUUGUUAGCAUGGAGCAACACAUAGAACUGGAGUUGCAACCGCUGCAGAGGCAAAAAGAAGCAGAGCUGAGUGGCAAAAGAAGCAGCAGCAAAGAGGAGGAGGAGCAAGAAGAGCAGGAAGAGAGAGAAUUGCUGCAAGUGGAGUUGCAACAACAACAGGAGAACUAUGUGACAGAGCUGCCCGUCAUAUCGAUAACAACGCCGCUGCCUGCAACACAGGCAACAACGGUAACAACUGCAACACCUGCAACACCUGCCACAGCGGGAACAUCGCGACAACUGUUUAAAGAGGCGUCAAGUGCACAUGGAGUCAUGGAAUCAACGGCAUUCAUGCAACAUGAACUAAACAACAUUGCGGCAACACAAUUGGAGCCAUCCGUCUCCAGGAAUCCCUCCACAACAGGCGGAACUCGACACGGACACGAAAAGAAACUCGGACAUCGUCGGGUGGCCGAAGGAGGAGAGGUUACCUACAAGAAGAUACAAUCCAAACAGAUCAUGGGAUCCAUACAAUUGGGCAUACAACAUACUGUGGGAAGUCUGGCAUCGAAACCCAAAAGAGAUCUAUUAAUGAACGAUUUCUGGGAGAUGGAAACAAUUGCAUUUCCCCCGGAUGGUUCCUCCUUAACACCCGCCCAUCAUUAUAACGACUUUCGUUUCAAAGUCUAUGCGCCAAUUGCUUUUCGUUAUUUUCGAGAUUUAUUCCACAUUGAACCCGAUGAUUUUCUCAUGUCCAUGUGUGCAUCUCCCAUGCGAGAAUUAUCGAAUCCGGGUGCGUCUGGUUCCAUUUUCUAUUUGACGGAUGAUGAUGAGUUUAUCAUUAAAACGGUGCAGAAAAAGGAGUGUGAUUUUCUGCAGAAACUAUUGCCGGGUUACUACAUGAAUCUCUCGCAGAAUCCACGCACUCUACUACCCAAAUUCUUUGGUCUCUACUGUUUCCAUUACAACUCGAAGAAUGUGCGUUUGGUAGCCAUGAAUAAUUUGCUGCCUUCGGACAUUAAAAUGCACUCCAAAUACGAUUUAAAGGGUUCCACAUUUCGCAGAAAGGCUUCCAAAGCGGAGCGACAAAAGGCGAGUCCAACUUUUAAGGAUCUCGAUUUUGCCGAGCAUCAUCCACAUGGCAUUUACCUGGAAGCAGAUACAUAUACAGCUUUAAUGAAUACUAUUAAAAGGGAUUGCAUGGUGCUGGAGAGUUUUCAGAUUAUGGAUUAUUCCUUGUUGCUUGGCAUACAUAAUCUCGACGUUGCGGCAGAGGAAAAGAGGGAGGAACGUAUACGUAAUGCGCGGGCAAAGCUACAGAAAAAGGAGGGAGCAGGAGGAUCAGGUGUAAAUGUUAAUGCUCCCGAAGCAGAUCAAGUGCAUCAACUACAUGCAGUUGCUUCCUAUGCCUCCAUUCCAGGCACUUCCGCAUCCGGUUUGAAUCGCUCACGCAGCAUGAAUCGUCAUCGUGUUGUGGCACAUUCCACGGCCAUGGAAUCGAUCACCGCCGAUCUGGAUGCGACUGUCGAAGAGGGCGACGAUGAGCCGAAGGGUGGCAUUCCAGCCAGAUCGGCGAGGGAUGAGAGAUUAUUGCUGUACAUUGGCAUUAUCGAUAUAUUGCAAUCGUAUCGAUUGGAGAAGAAACUGGAGCAUACAUUCAAGAGUAUACUGUACAAUGGGGACACAGUGUCCGUCUGUCGUCCGUCGUUUUAUGCCAAGCGGUUUCAGGAUGCGAUGGCCAAGGUGUUCACAAAGACGCCAACAUUUCCGCUUAAACAUUCCCCCUCCAAGCGUAAAACAUCAACGACCCAAUUGCGUACGCCUCUAUUACGUACGCCCAACAGCAAUCCAGCCGGAGUGGGCGUGGCCGGUGGCACGGGAGGACGUGCAAUGGGUUUGACCAUGUUGUCGGGCAAUUCAACGCCACCGCCAGCUUUUGAUGAUAUCUCCGAAGAGGAUAUUACAGCAGAUGCAUCUUCCACAACAUUGCAGCAAAGAUCGAGCAACAGUGAGCGGCAAUCGUCAUUAACAGUGGCAGGAGGAGGAGGAAGAGGAGUUGUGGCAGGUGGCAGACUUCAGACGACUUCACCAAUGUCUUACAACAGUUCAAUGACUAGCGAUUAUAGCGAUGAUGAUGAUCUGGAGUCCAACACAGGACACAGUCAACAUCGCAGUCACAGUCACAUUCACAGUCAAAGCAAUGGCAACUUGCAACAUGAGCGCGAGUCAAAAGCCCGCAGCUUGCAACGCACCUUGCAACUGACCAAGACGAGUGUGCAAGUGACCACAGUGGGUUAUGUGGAUGUGGAGGAGGUGGAUUUGGAUGUGGAGCAGACACCGGAUGCGGCGAAUGGCAAGCCGAUGGUGUUGCAUGCCACCACAAAGGCGCCCAGCUAUACAACAACGCUGCUGCUCAACGAUGUGCCACAUUGAGGGGCAAGAAAGUGGAGACAGAGAUUGGAGGCGUGUAAUAAAUAUAUAUCCCUGUUUACCCAACAACAGAUUGGUGCUGGCUUUCACUACCUGCAACACACUGUGUGUGUGUGUUUGUGUGUGUGCCACAUGUGGCAUGUGGCAAGUGGCGGACUCUCAUAUUCGCACAGCUCGUUUAUCUUGAUUAAACAAAUACCAAAAAAGCGAAAAUGUAUUCAAUAUGAAAAUUUAUGUGGCGCGUUUGUUAAUUGACUGCCACACACACACACACACGCACACUCCAACACACACACACGCACACUCCAACACACACACACACACAUGCAACAUUCGCGCUACCAACUGAAAAAUCUAAAGGAAAUUCUAGCAAAAAUUCAACACAAUUUGUUUAUUCUUUUCUUUCAUUAAAAAAUCCGCAUUAUUUUUUUCUUUUAUUUGUUUAUUUUACUUUUCCUUCAUUUUUUGUUUGUUGUAAACUCGACUUGUAAUUUGUCUGUGGCCUUUAUUGGAAAUUAAUUCUUGAUAUUAUAUCUUAUAUGUAUUACUCGUACUGCAAGUUUUUCUCUAGCAUUAGAAAAUGUGAGAAAAUUAGAGAGAGAGAAAAAAUAAACACAAGUUUGACAUU
This is a messenger RNA of Drosophila innubila, 3191 nucleotides long. It is a transcript of the gene sktl, whose product is annotated as phosphatidylinositol 4-phosphate 5-kinase type-1 alpha. The record is from RefSeq and is a predicted model, not a curated record. Gene Ontology annotation, molecular function: phosphatidylinositol kinase activity. The coding region runs from base 164 to 2566 and encodes 800 amino acids. The transcript is spliced from 3 exons. Gene Ontology annotation, biological process: phosphatidylinositol metabolic process. NCBI's taxonomy places the organism in Eukaryota, Metazoa, Arthropoda, Insecta, Diptera, Drosophilidae.